Messenger RNA from Hipposideros armiger (great roundleaf bat), 458 nucleotides. It is a transcript of the gene OOEP, whose product is annotated as oocyte expressed protein. Gene Ontology annotation, molecular function: RNA binding. Gene Ontology annotation, biological process: embryonic pattern specification; establishment or maintenance of apical/basal cell polarity. The record is from RefSeq and is a predicted model, not a curated record. Gene Ontology annotation, cellular component: protein-containing complex. The coding region runs from base 1 to 447 and encodes 148 amino acids. NCBI's taxonomy places the organism in Eukaryota, Metazoa, Chordata, Mammalia, Chiroptera, Hipposideridae. The transcript has 3 exons.
AUGGCGGCCCACGCAGGUGCAGUGAAGCAGGGGGAUGAAGGCAAGCCCGCCAAUUCCCUGGAUGUGCUAAUGAAGUUACCACUUGAGCCACCACGGAUUCGCACCCGCCCAUGGUGGUUUCCUGUGCAGGAACUGAGAGACCCGUUGGUGUUUUACCUGGAGGCAUGGCUGGCUGACUUGAUCUUCGGCGCAGACCGAGCCAUCAUUCCGGAUAUAGAGUGGAUGAACCAGGUCCUGCUGACGGUGGACAUAGUGAACAACGGGAACUUCGUUGAAAUCACCAUCUUCGGACAGCCCCGUGUGCAAAAUCGGGUGAAGAGCGUGCUCCUAAGCCUGGCAUCAAGGCACCGGCAACAUCGUGCCCGAGCUCAGAAGAUGAAACAACUUGAGGAGUUCUUGAAGGCCCGUGCAUUAGGUUCCCAGACUGUCCAGCAUCCUGUUGCAUAACUAUUGUCAGG